Messenger RNA from Lagopus muta (rock ptarmigan), 3770 nucleotides. It is a transcript of the gene MKX, whose product is annotated as mohawk homeobox. The transcript has 7 exons. The record is from RefSeq and is a predicted model, not a curated record. Gene Ontology annotation, cellular component: nucleus. Gene Ontology annotation, biological process: muscle organ development; cell development; regulation of transcription by RNA polymerase II. NCBI's taxonomy places the organism in Eukaryota, Metazoa, Chordata, Aves, Galliformes, Phasianidae. Gene Ontology annotation, molecular function: RNA polymerase II cis-regulatory region sequence-specific DNA binding; DNA-binding transcription factor activity, RNA polymerase II-specific. Bases 264 to 1316 code for a protein of 350 amino acids.
AUCAAACAGCGUCUGAAUGACAUCCGUGUAAACACUGACCGUGGCCAUAUUCUGCGUUGCUGCGAGCUGGAACCGAGAUGUGAAACCCGGAGGGACCGGGCUCGGGGUUGCGGAGGCGUGCGGGCAGCACCGCGCAUGCUGCAGGGCGCGAGCUGCCUCCGGUUCGGAGUUCGCCCUCAUAGACCUUAUAGACGCUCGCAGAGCGGAGCCCCCGCACCUCGAAGCCGGCGGCCAGCCCGACGGCGGCCCCCAGCCCCCCCACCAUGAACACCAUCGUCUUCAGCAAGCUGAGCGGCCAGGUGCUUUUCGAGGAGGACGCCAAGGAACGAGAGCGGGGCGGCCGGCCCUACGUGGGGGUGGUGGAGGGCCCGCACCACGCCGAGGUGCUGCUCCCCGACAGCCCGUCCAUCAAGGAGAGCCUCAGCCUGCGCAACCGGAGGACGGGGGCUCGGCAGAGCGGCGGCAAGGUGCGGCACAAGCGGCAGGCGCUGCAGGACAUGGCACGGCCGCUCAAGCAGUGGCUCUACAAACACCGCGACAACCCGUACCCCACCAAGACCGAGAAGAUCCUGCUGGCCCUUGGCUCCCAGAUGACCCUGGUGCAGGUCUCAAACUGGUUUGCCAAUGCAAGACGUCGCCUUAAGAACACGGUCAGGCAACCAGACCUCAGCUGGGCUUUGCGAAUAAAACUGUACAACAAAUACGUCCAAGGGAAUGCCGAAAGGCUGAGCGUGAGCAGUGAUGACUCGUGCUCUGAAGAUGGAGAAAAUCCUCCAAGAAACCAUAUGAAUGAAGGGGGAUACAACAAACCAGUUCAUCACACUGUGAUUAAAACUGAAAGCUCAGUCAUAAAAACAGGAGUGAGACCAGAAACAAGUGCCAAUGAGGAUUAUGUGUCACCUCCCAAAUACAAAAACAGCUUAUUGAAUCGUUACCUGAAUGACUCAUUGAGACAUGUCAUGGCUACUAACGCAGCUAUGAUGGAAAAAACAAGGCAAAGGAAUCACUCUGGUUCAUUUAGUUCCAAUGAAUUUGAGGAGGAAUUGGUGUCUCCAUCAUCGUCAGAGACAGAAGGCAAUUUUGUCUACCGGACAGAAACUCUGGAGAACGGACCAAAUAAGUGUGAAAGCGCAGUUAACAGAAAAGGAACCAGCAAAGACGAAACAUACUGGAAGGAGAUCAACGCAGCCAUGGCCCUAACAAACCUCGCCCAAGGGAAGGACAAACUGCAGGGAACUACCAGCUGCAUCAUCCAGAAAUCCUCACAUAUAUCAGAAGUAAAGACUGUUAAAGUGCCAUUAGUCCAGCAGUUUUAAAGAGAUGAGUUCCUUUUUUCUUGUCAAGCGGACGUUUUCCUCACAGGAUUGGUUUUCAGCAAAAUCAGAUUUGCAGAUAUGAGGCAGAUGUGGAAAAUAGGUCCCCUUUUACAGUACAGUCAGUUUGAAAAACAGUGUUCCUACAGAUUCUGACGUUUUCAUUGUAUUAAAUGAAAUGUUUGAUUGCUUCUUUGAAAGGCAUGUAAAUUAUAAAAAAACCUGUUUUUAUCAAAACAUUAACUUAUUUUAUGUUAAUCAAAGUGCGCAUAAGGUGUUUGCAUUGCUAUUACAGUAAGUGCCUUGCUUUCAAAAAAUAAGCUAUAACGUGGGCAUAGUACAACAGUAUUAUGCCUCAAAAUGACAAUGCCAUAAUGCUUAAACUUUGUGUAUUAUUCCAAGUGGGCUUAAGCAGCCUAGGGCUAAACACAUUACUGCUGGAGGCCCUGGAGAAUUGUGCAUAAUAGACUUGACCGAAUUGACAAGUCUUAAUAAAAUUGUUACAUCAUUUUUUCUCUUUUUUAAUCAACAGUGUUAUAAAAAUUGUACAGUAUGUUUUGUCAAAGUGACAAUGAGAUUGUUAUGCAUGUUUCUUACCUGUAUAUGCAGUAUAUUAAAAAACCAAAAUCAUUCCUUUGAAAAGUGCAAUACUCUAGAACACACACAUUUAGGAAAUAAGUUAAUUGUUCAGAUUAUUUUGAACUUACACAUACGCUCCCAGACAUGUUGCUUGUUCAAGAUUUCUAGUUGAGAAGGUUCUAGCCAGACUAGCUGUAAAGUCCAUUUUCUAUUGUUCUAAAGCUUUGCUAGUGACUUACGGAAGUUUUUAUAUAAGUAAACAAAAUGGAACUCUUCUUGUACAAAACUGAAUCUGUAGUGCCAUUUAUUAUUUACAGUGGAGCUCAAAACUGUUUCCAUGGUGAAAAUUAUUACUUCAAUGUGUUUUAAAUGUUUUUUAUUUUAUAGGUACUGCAUAGAUGAGGACAGUUGAUUGACAGUUCACAUUUUAGUGAGAAAAAGCUGUAGUAUAAACUAUCAAAGCCCACAGUAGUAACACAAAUGGGACUUGAAACAUUGAAAAAUCCCAUCAUUUGAUGUCGGAGGGUUUUAAAUAGAUACUAAAAUGUAUUAAAUGUCACAUUCUAUACUUGACUGCUGUUGAGCAUAAUAACUAGCAUAAAGCCCAGUUUAUUUUAAGGGUUUUCUAGGGUGUACAAGUUAUUCUUAAAUCAUAUAACAAUAGUCUAAUGAGGUUUACAGUGCUUGAAUGGAAUGUACAUGAAAGCAAUUUACAGUGGCAAAGCCAAAUACGAUUUAUACUGAAUCAGUUACAGAAAACUGGAAAAGAGCUGAUUGUUGCUAGGAAUUGGAUUUUUUUCUUCCUGUGGUUAUCCUGUCAGGUUUUUUCCUAUUUAUCCCUCACCCCUUUCCUCUUUCAUGAGCCAUCAGUGAACAAGAUAAGACUUCAGUCCUGCUUCCACUGAGUUUAAUGGCCAAAUUCCCACUUCACUGGAAGCAGUACUGUGCUAAUGAUUAAACUUACUUGCAAGUAUAGGCUGUUCCAGUUGCACUAAAAUAGUCAAGACACAUUGCAAAUAUCAGCCUUGGUGCGACUUCUUAGGAAACUUCUUGAUGUAACAUAACAUGUUGUUGGGUUUAUUUAGUGUACAAUGAAAAUGAUUUGAUAUGAGAAUAUUUUGUACAUAUAUAUUUUUACUUUGUUUUCUAAAUUGCUGAUUUGCAUUGACUUAAAGUGCCAAGCAAGAAAUGUAUGUUGUCAUGACUGUAUGAACAGUUGAAGUAUAUGUUUCACUGACUUGCAUCAUUAUGUGUCUAAGAUUCCGUGACAUUAAUUUUUUAUACUUUACUGGAUUUUGACAUAAUAAUGUGAGUUUAUAACUAAUAGCAGAGAGUUAAUACUUCACUUUUGUUCAUACUAUUAUAAGUUAUUCUGGUAUUAAAUAUUUUGUGAAAAUAAAUCGAUGAUUUUGACAAACUUUUCUGUUAGGAAUAUUCACAGUGUUUUUGUCUGCAUAAAUGACAACAACAUUUGUCAUGUAAAAAUGGUACCUUUGGUGACUUCUCUGGAGCAAAAGUGGAGAAGACAAGCCAUACUAUAAACAACUUGUUCGUGGUUCUUUCUUUAAAAUGAUCAAAGCACAAAGAAUAAUCUGUAAUACACAUCAAGUGGAUUUAAAUUUAAGAAAUACUUGGCAUAAUUUCUUGUUACCAUUUCCUUUAAUUUAUUUUUUUUCUACUGCUGCUUUAGAGUUUUCUGAAAACACAAAUUCUAAUGAAUUAUUUGUGUGUCUUUUUUUAAAUAACAAGAAUCACAAUCAGUGCUGAGCCAACAGCUAAUGAAGACUCAAUAAUUAUUUAUGAUAUUGGAAAAACAAACAUUAUUACUAUAGCUCUUCUUUGUUUCAACAUAUGUAACCAUUUUAGUAAAAUAAAUAA